AUGCUUCCACAGCAAGUAAUUGAUAUCGUUGAUGAUGAUGACGAUGAAAGCACAACAAUCCAACAACAUGCUUCUUCUUCAAUUCAUAAUAAUAAUAAUUUUAGUACAUUGAAUGGUCAUCUUGUGAGUAGUAGUAACGGAGAAUCUAGUAGAAGCAGAUUCGCUGGUGCCUUUUCUAUCGAUGAUUCAUUUUCGGGUGAUAAUGAUGCAUUGAGUCCGUAUACACCAUCAAAAAGAAAAUUAGAAGAAAUCAAGUCGUUUGAAGAGCCUACCAGUGAGGAUGACGAUGAUGUGUAUGGAGAUGUAAAUUUGGACCAAUUAAUAAUGAAUUACGAAAAAACCAAAUCAGCCUCUUCAUCAUCAUCCGAAAAUUCAUCUUCUUAUUUUGUUACAGGUAGUAAUAUGUUUGGGAUGCUUGGACUUGGAAAUCCAGUUUCAGAUUCCGCUAAAAUUUCAUCCUUUACAAGGCUGAAUAAUCCAGCAAUUGAUCCUUCUCAAGUCAAGUUCUUGGCCUGUGGACACUAUCAUACAAUUUUACUAACAAAAGAAAAUCAGCUCUAUGCAUGCGGAAAGAAUAAUUAUGGCCAAUUAGGAAUGGGAAAUUUGACAAAAGUUGUAAAUAUUUUCAAAUUUGUAGAUUCAAGUUUGAAUGGCAUGCCAAAAGAAUUGAUUACCGAUAUUAAAUGUGGAAGAUACCACACAAUGUUCAUUACAAACCAACCUAAUGAUAAUGUAUGGGUUUGUGGUAAGAACAAGACAGGUCAAAUGUCUCUUCCAUCUAUGAAUAUUUAUCCAUCACCUCAACGCUUAAUUACUCAAUUUUCAGGAAAGGUUCUUUUUGCAUCCUGUGGAUCAGAAUAUACUUUUAUCAAAACUACCGAUCAUAUUUAUGCUUGUGGUGACAAUUCUAGAGGCCAAUGUGGAGUUGGUAUAGAAUUGCCUCAAAUCAAAAAGUUUACUGUUGUUCGUGACCCAUUAUUUAUAAGACAAGAUAUUGUACAAAUAGAAUGUGGAGAAUUCCACACAUUAUUUUUGACUGCCAGUGGUGAAAUUUGGGGAGCUGGUACAACUGUUAAUGGACAACUUGGACUUGAUCCUGUAGUACUUGGUAAACAAAAUCUCUACUCUCCAACCAAAAUACCAGUCUCAAACAAUGAGCCAAUCAAGAGUAUUAGUUGUGGCUUCCAUCACUCUGCCUUUCUUACAAAAACUGGUAAGAUUUUCAUUUGUGGUAGAAAUGGAGAUGGGCAACUUGCUACUGGUGAAACCGUUCCAAGACUAUUUUCAUUUACUCAUAUUCCAUUGUCUGCAUCAUCACUGGGUCACCAUUUUGUACAGGACCUUUAUUGUUAUUCAUACUAUUCUAUUGCAAUUACUGAUAAGAGAGAAAUGUUCUUGACUGGUAGUAACAAGUGUGGACAAUUAGGUUGUCUCGAAACUCCAAAGAUUGAAAAGUUUAGCAGAACUUUCAAACAUAGAGUCAUGAAUGUAUAUUGCGGUAGAGAUACCUUGAUGGUUGAAGCUGAAAAUAAGGAAUAUACUGAAGCUGUCCAUGAAGAUACACUCGGAAAACUUUUAGACUUUGACAAUGAAGAUAUUAUGAGUCUAUUGGAUUCUUACAUUAUUUGCAGUGAUGAUAAACAGUAUCCAAUCCUGUAUGAUUUUGUUAUGGCAAGAUUUCCAUUCUUUGAAGCAUUUAGUAAGGAUGUGAGUGGAGUUCCAUCACUUGAAAGACCAAGCAAGAAGAGAAAAUCUAGGGGUGAAUCCUCCAUAAGAAUUAUUGACCUUUCUUCCAUUUCUACACUUUCCAGCAAGUCUGUCCUAAAGAUUCUCAAAUAUAUUUACACAGACGUUCUCGAUGAUUUUGGUACAACUAUUCAAGAAGAUUUGGACGUGAUUUUAUGGAUUGCAGAAAAGAGUAACAAGGACUUUUCCUCUGGUCCUCCAAGUAUUUCCAACAUUGCACGUUAUGUAAAGCUUGUUUUACAAAAUACCCUAUCCGGUAUCACUAAUGGAACUGUUGUCAAGACACUCUCUGCUUUACAACUGUUCAAAAACCAUCCACUCAUUGAAAGUAUUUACAGACACUGUAUUGCACUAAUUAGAAAGAUUGAAAAGACUUAUACUAUUAACGAGAUUAAGGACUAUAAUGAUCUUUCAAAAGAGGCCCUUAUAGAAGCAUUGACAGCAGGUGAAAAUUAUCAUUGUUUGGGAUCAAGUGAUGUAUCAAUUCCUCCGUCCACCUUCUCAGAAGAUAUGGAGAGUUUAUACGCAAAAACACAGACAACUAAUUCUGGUGAUGUUAAACUUGUUCUUUCUAAAAGUACAACCAUCCAUGCUCACAAGGCUAUACUGGCAGUCAAGUGCGAUUUUUUCAGAGUAAAAUUUACAUCAGGAAUGUGUGAUAUGGAUUCAUUUGACAUUUCUGACGAUUCGGAAGAAGAGGACAAGGAAGAAGUUCAAGCUCAUAUUUCCUUUAUCAAGUAUCUAUACACUAAUCAGGUACUGUUGAAUGGUAGCAAUGCUGUCAGCUUUUUAACCAAGUGGAACUUUUAUUCAAUGGACAUUAAUCAUCAAAUUAGCUUGCGUUGUCAAUCAAUAAUAAUUGAAGGUUUGACAGAGAGCAAUGUUUUAGAAUUCCAAAAAUCCUUCUUUUUCGAUCGUUCUUCUCCUUAUCACCACUUACGAAAAGCAUGUGUACAAGCCCUUAUUAGUCACUGGCCAGCCAUUAACCAACGUUACACCAAGAAACAAAUUCAAGAUCACAUGACAUUUGACCAGUACAUUAAGAUAACACAAGCAUUCCUCAAAUUACAAGCCAAAACCAAUAAUACAGUUUAA
Messenger RNA from Naegleria gruberi, 2841 nucleotides. Its product is annotated as alpha-tubulin suppressor domain-containing protein. Lineage: Eukaryota; Heterolobosea; Eutetramitea; Acrasida; Naegleriidae. The record is from RefSeq and is a predicted model, not a curated record. Bases 1 to 2841 code for a protein of 946 amino acids. Gene Ontology annotation, molecular function: protein binding. The transcript has a single exon.